Osmia bicornis bicornis is the source of this 1125-nucleotide messenger RNA. It is a transcript of the gene Gsc, whose product is annotated as homeobox protein goosecoid. Gene Ontology annotation, biological process: regulation of transcription by RNA polymerase II. The record is from RefSeq and is a predicted model, not a curated record. Lineage: Eukaryota; Metazoa; Arthropoda; Insecta; Hymenoptera; Megachilidae. Gene Ontology annotation, molecular function: DNA-binding transcription factor activity, RNA polymerase II-specific; RNA polymerase II cis-regulatory region sequence-specific DNA binding. Bases 133 to 1125 code for a protein of 330 amino acids. Gene Ontology annotation, cellular component: nucleus. The transcript has 3 exons.
UCUGUUCAAUUAAUUGGAAGAAUGUCUCUUCGUUGAUUUUAAUUCCAUCGAUCGACGUUCGUAAAUAAUCGUAAAGGGGACUCGAAGAAGACCAGUGACAAGUUUACUUUAAGAAGAUAUUACUCCUGUAACAUGGUAGAAAGUAUCUACGCGAGUGAUUCGCCAAGAUCGCGUUCUCCGAUGACCGAGCCAUCGAGUCCUCUUCAAGAUGGUCCCGGGAUAUCCGGUUACAGUCACCGUUACCUCUACAACUAUUCACCCGAGAGUCUGCAACAGAAGCAGAAGAGCAGCGACGAACAGAACAACGUGGCUGGACGACGGCACAAUACCGAGAAACCGUUCUCCAGGAGUCCUGUAAGCUCCGAAGAAACGAGAUUCAGAGCUCGCGAUGUAUCGAGACCAAGUUCCUCGGCUACUAUGUCGUCACCCACGUCUGCCUUUACUAUAGAGAAUAUUCUGGCGCCUAGACCGAUUGGAAACGUGACACCGACCAGUACCAGCGGGCUUGGUUCUAUCAUUCAGAACCCGGAAACCGUUGGCUCGCCGUCGAGGACCGCGGCGAUGCAUCCUCUUCAACAACAAAUUCAUCAUCUGGCGUUCACUUCUGCCGAUUUGUUUGCCGCAGCAUACCCCAGUUUGUAUUCCGGAGGUUACGUAGCAGCGAUGGCAGCCGCCGGCGUUUCUCUUCACGGUCAACCAGCCUUCUAUCACGCUGCUCAUCCCUAUCAAAUAAAUCCAAAUGUCACGGCCGUUGGUCCUAUGACAAAACGGAAGCGUCGUCACAGGACGAUAUUCACCGAAGAACAAUUAGAACGAUUGGAAGCCACCUUCGACAAGACCCACUAUCCGGAUGUGAUCCUGAGGGAACAACUCGCCCUUCAGGUCGAUCUCAAGGAAGAACGAAUCGAGGUGUGGUUCAAGAACCGACGUGCCAAGUGGCGUAAACAGAAACGAGAAGAACAGGAACGUAUGCGGAAGCUUCAGUUGGAACAACGUCAGCGUAGCGACGACAACGUAUCCACCGCUACGGUCAAAGUGGCCGAUCAUUUGAAUCUCGCCAGACAGCAGCAGCAGCAACAACAACACGAACAAGACACCGACAGUUCUGAUCUCGAAGUGGCGUAG